Scaptodrosophila lebanonensis is the source of this 687-nucleotide messenger RNA. It is a transcript of the gene COX6B, whose product is annotated as cytochrome c oxidase subunit 6B. The record is from RefSeq and is a predicted model, not a curated record. The transcript is spliced from 2 exons. Gene Ontology annotation, cellular component: mitochondrion; respiratory chain complex IV. NCBI's taxonomy places the organism in Eukaryota, Metazoa, Arthropoda, Insecta, Diptera, Drosophilidae. The coding region runs from base 133 to 366 and encodes 77 amino acids.
GUCGAUUUUUCUCUAGCUCCUCACCAUACAGCGUUCGUAACAUUUCGGGUGCACAGCAAAAAUCGCCAGUUGAAAACUUUAGCUCUUCUUUCGGAACAACAAAGCGACAAGUCGUCCGCCGACACCAGCAACAUGUCCGCCUACAAAAUGGAAACCGCACCCUUCGAUCCACGUUUCCCUAACCAGAACGUGACGCGCUAUUGCUACCAGUCGUACAUCGACUACCAACGCUGCGUGAAGAAGCGUGGCGAGGACUUCGCACCAUGUAACUACUUCAAGAAGGUCUACAAGUCGAUGUGCCCCAAUGCCUGGAUUGAGAAGUGGGACGAUCAGCGCGAGAGCGGCACAUUCCCGGGCCGCAUUUAAGAUGUAGUCCGCCAUUGAUAAAGCCACUAAUAAUACCACACACCCAGACAUACGCAUACAAACAUACCAACCAGAACGGGGAGGAUGUGAACAACAAUAGCAGCAGUGGCUGGUCUAGUAUUAAAAAAUGUUUUUAAACUACACCAACAAAAACAACAAAUACAAAGCAACAACAAUUUUGUUUAGUUAAGAAUCUGGUCGGUCGUUUGCUUCUUCAUCUUGUUGUUGUUGUUUGACGUCGCUUCUAAACUAUACAAAUUGUUAGGAACAAUUACAACAAAUACGAACACACACAUACUAUCGAUGUGUAAUAAUAAAAAC